UAAACGCUUUGCGAACUGUCGCGAUCCACCUUAGCUGCAGCCCAGUCUGGUAUACGGUAGCUACAUAGGAAUUAAAUUUUGAAAACGCUGCACGGAAAACAUAAGAAAUAAUGGCAGACGAGGAAAACCUGCCGUCCGGAUGGGAGAAAAGAAUGAGCCGCAGUUCAGGCAAGGUUUACUACUUCAACCACAUCACCAACGCCAGCCAGUGGGAGCGUCCCGUGGGAGACGGCCGCGGAGAGCCAGAUAAGGUUCGUUGCUCUCACCUCCUGGUGAAGCACAAUCAGUCACGUCGUCCGUCGUCCUGGCGAGAACAAAACAUUACACGAACUAAAGACGAGGCCCUGGAUCUCAUUCAGAAGUACAUAGAACAGAUCAGGUCUGGACAGGAGAAGUUCGAGUCCCUGGCUUCUCAGUUCAGUGACUGCAGCUCAGCUAAGAACGGUGGAGACCUGGGACUGUUUGGCAGAGGUCAGAUGCAGAAGCCUUUCGAAGACGCCUCCUUUGCUCUCAAAGUCGGGGACAUGAGCGGCCCUGUGUUUACUGACUCCGGAGUGCACAUCAUCCUACGCACUGGUUGAAUGGAAGACGCCACAUACUGUAGUUUCCUCUUACAUCUUCAGGCACACACACACACAGAGAUCAACACAACUAAGGCUGCAAUUUAUUUCAAUAACACACAUGCCGCCCAAUAAUCAGAAGCUUCCAGUGUUCUUCUAGGUGGGAUAAUUUAAUUCCAAGCGCUAUCAAACACUUAAUAAUUUUAUUACACUGAAAAUUAAAGGAGUAUUCGAAAUUACUCAUAAGACCUCAAGCUUUUAUUAACUGCUUUAUAAAAACAUGAGUGCCUGUGGAAGUGACCUCCCUAUGGAAACCAUGUCUCAUGGUUUAAGAAUAUGUUUGUAAAAAAGAAAAAAAGAAAAAGCUUGUUCCAGGUAUGUGCAUGUCUUCAAGAGGACCAUUUACUGUAUGUUUUCCUGUAAGCUUUUCCACUUCUACUGUAUGUGUGCCAAAGCAUUUCAUCCAUCCGGAUAAUUGUUUUGGAUAAUAGAUUAUUGAGAUGCUUUCUAACCAUUGCAGGUCCCUCCUGUCAGAGAAGGCACUGUUACUCUGAGUUCUCUGUACAUACCUGGUGGUUUAACGUUUCUGUUGUUUGCAAAGGUUUAACAAACAGUUAUUUGUUUUCAUAAUUCAUCCACGUAGAGAAGUGCAUGUAUUUUUCCCCUCGGAUAUGUCAAGACGGCACCGCUGAAAGCUUGCAGGUUUUAACAAUGAGCUCCACAGCUUUUAAAAGCAUCAAUGUUCAUGUGAACUGUCACCGGGGCGUAAAUAAAAUAAAUCCUUUUUUUGUA
Molecule: messenger RNA, 1352 nt
Organism: Mugil cephalus (flathead mullet)
Lineage: Eukaryota; Metazoa; Chordata; Actinopteri; Mugiliformes; Mugilidae
Gene: pin1
Product: peptidylprolyl cis/trans isomerase, NIMA-interacting 1
Exons: 5
Coding region: 111-581 (156 amino acids)
Cellular component (GO): nucleus; cytosol
Molecular function (GO): peptidyl-prolyl cis-trans isomerase activity; protein binding
Source: RefSeq, a predicted model, not a curated record